Messenger RNA from Siniperca chuatsi (mandarin fish), 1815 nucleotides. It is a transcript of the gene apex1, whose product is annotated as APEX nuclease (multifunctional DNA repair enzyme) 1. Gene Ontology annotation, cellular component: nucleus. Gene Ontology annotation, molecular function: DNA-(apurinic or apyrimidinic site) endonuclease activity; DNA binding; phosphoric diester hydrolase activity. The record is from RefSeq and is a predicted model, not a curated record. Bases 230 to 1162 code for a protein of 310 amino acids. The transcript has 5 exons. NCBI's taxonomy places the organism in Eukaryota, Metazoa, Chordata, Actinopteri, Centrarchiformes, Sinipercidae. Gene Ontology annotation, biological process: base-excision repair.
GCGUUUAGACAGUCUCUACGUACAGCAAGCACCAAGCACAUGGUCAGAAAUCUUUACUGUGCUUUGUGUAUGUGUGCGCGUGUGAGUGAGUGUCUUUAGGGGGAGUGACUGUGUAGCAGCACAGACUGGUCUUUGCAUCCUGUUGUGGAAGUGAGAAACGGCGCGUGUGCUGUUGUGUGUGCGUGUUGUGUGUCUGCGAGGUGUGUUUGCUGUCAGAGCGAGUUCAAGUAUGAAGAGAGGCAAGAAGGCAGAGGAGGCGGCUGCAGAUGGCGAAAAUGACACAGGCUCUGCUUCUGCAAAGAAAACAAAGAAGGCCAAGGAACCAGAGGCCCCAAUAAUGUACGAUGAUCCUCCUGACAAAAUGACUAGCAAAGACGGACGCAACGCCAACAUGAAAAUCACCUCUUGGAACGUGGACGGGCUGAGGGCCUGGGUGAAAAAGAAGGGCCUGGAUUGGGUGCGUGAGGAGGCUCCAGAUGUUUUGUGCCUGCAGGAGACAAAGUGUGCAGAGAAAAACCUUCCUGCUGACAUCACCUCAAUGCCUGAGUACCCUCACAAGUACUGGGCCGUGUCAGAUGACAAGGAGGGUUACAGUGGUGUGGCCAUGCUCUGCAAGACUGAACCCCUCAAAGUUACCUAUGGCAUUGGCAAAGAAGAACAUGACAAUGAGGGCCGCGUCAUCACUGCCGAGUUCCCCACCUUCUUCCUGGUGACUGCCUACGUGCCUAACUCCGGUAGAGGCCUUGUGCGCCUAGAUUACCGCAAAACCUGGGACGUGGACUUCCGGGCAUACCUGAGCGAGCUGGACAUACAGAAGCCCCUGGUGCUGUGUGGCGACCUUAAUGUCGCACAUCAGGAGAUAGACCUGAAGAACCCCAAAGGGAACAAGAAAAACGCAGGCUUUACCCCCGAGGAGCGCGAGGGCUUCAGCCAGCUGCUGGAGGCCGGUUUCACCGACAGCUUCCGCGAGCUCUACCCCGAGCAGACCCACGCCUACACCUUCUGGACCUACAUGAUGAACGCCCGCGGAAAGAACGUGGGCUGGAGGCUCGAUUACUUUGUGCUGUCGUCCGGUCUGCUGCCAGGUCUGUGCGACAGCAAGAUCCGCAACAAGGUCAUGGGAAGCGACCACUGCCCCAUCACUCUGCACAUAGCUGUGUAGGUCACUGUCUGGUUAGCAGGGCUACUGCUUUGCAUAGCCUUCACUGUUUUCUUAGUACCAUUCCGACUUGGCUGAAACUAUCAUGUAUGCCAGUGUGUGCUCUGUUAGACUGAGGCAUUGCCUAUUUAGGCAGGGAAGUCUUACAUUUGUUGACCUUUCUCAUGGGUGAAGUGCUGCCCAAACUCUUACUCUCUCAGUAGCUCAGUUGUCUAGUACUCUGAUCUUUUUCAGUUUUCACAUGAAAUUAAUAAAAUGACUUCACAACACAAUUCAUAAUGCCCAUUUGUCCUCUUCAUGUAAUUGAAGUCUGUCAGUAAACCCAGUGAUGUACACCUUAAUUCCUCUCUGCUAUUCUGUAAAGAUGCAACACUAAAUACUCCAAGAUGUCUAAGCUGAUUCUCAACAAUGACCUGUUACUGGCUGUAGAACUGUUACAGUGUAACUCCUGUCUGUACUACUGCUGACCUGAGACACAAGCCUCCAUGCCACAGAACCUGCAGUAUGUUUUUGUGUUACUGUUUGAAAUUAAACCAAUGCUGUUAAAAGAAAAUGUAACUUGUUCUAUCACAAAAAUGUUUAAAGUCUCUUUUCCAACUAGUGUUAACUUUUCUGUUGUAAAACAUGCCUACAAUAAAGACUGGAUUUAUGUAAAA